Messenger RNA from Manihot esculenta (cassava), 1404 nucleotides. RefSeq lists its product as uncharacterized. The transcript is spliced from 8 exons. The record is from RefSeq and is a predicted model, not a curated record. Gene Ontology annotation, biological process: protein ubiquitination. NCBI's taxonomy places the organism in Eukaryota, Viridiplantae, Streptophyta, Magnoliopsida, Malpighiales, Euphorbiaceae. Gene Ontology annotation, cellular component: membrane. The coding region runs from base 345 to 1217 and encodes 290 amino acids. Gene Ontology annotation, molecular function: ubiquitin-protein transferase activity; zinc ion binding.
UUUUUCUUUUUUCUAAAAGGCGUCCAAGACUCCGGGUAGCGGAGCUUCUUGACAUUUACUUGCUACCGUCGAUCCAUCCAGCGUUACCAAACCUGAAGUCUAAGGCCGAAGACGGACAGCUUCGGCCUAACCCGAACCUCGAUUUCCUAUCUCUUUCUCUCUCUUUCUUUUGUUUUUGCCACCAACGAUAAAUUUAGACGACAUUUCAUAUUUCAAAAGCAAACAAAAGUCGAGAAGAAAACGAGACUCCGACGCUUUAUACUUUGUAAAGCUCAACACCCACAACCCAAAAGCGUGUUUUAUUUUCUUGUUUCGCAUUUCCAGGAGUUUCCAAUCAAAUACCAAUGAGUGAUCAUCUGCUUCUGUGUGCUGAUCGUCUCAUAACAUCUGAAAGUUUGCAGUCAAUGGAAGGAGAUAAGGAGUUGGGAUCUUCUGGGGACUGUUCAUCAUCUCAUACUGCUGAUGAACACGCUUGCGUUAUUAAUGUUGAGGAAGCUGCAGGACUUGGUGCUUGUGAGGAAGAAGAACCACUUAUUCAAACAAUGGAAUGCCGCAUUUGCCAGGAAGAGGAUAGCAUUAAUAAUUUCGAGGCCCCUUGUGCUUGUAGUGGUAGCUUGAAGUUUGCGCACAGGAAAUGUGUUCAGCGGUGGUGUAAUGAAAAAGGAGACAUAACUUGUGAGAUAUGUCAUCAGCCUUACCAGCCUGGUUAUACUGCCCCACCACCUCCCCCUCCAAUAGAAGAUACAACAAUUGACAUCAGAGAGGGUUGGACUAUUGCAGGCACUCCUUUAGAUUUGCAUGAUCCUCGAAUUUUAGCAAUGGCAGCAGCAGAGCGUCAUUUUUUGGAGGCUGAGUAUGAUGAUUAUACUGAAUCCAGUGCUAGUGGAGCAGCAUUUUGCCGCUCUGUUGCUCUUAUUUUAAUGGCUCUUCUACUCUUGAGACAUGCUAUGUCGCUCACUGGAGAUGGUGAUGAAGAUGCUUCUGCAUUUUUCUCUCUUUUCCUGAUAAGGGCUGCUGGUUUUCUUCUCCCAUGUUACAUCAUGGCUUGGGCCAUCAGUAUAUUGCAGCAACGGAGACAAAGACAAGAAGCAGCAGCACUUGCAGCUGCUGAGGUGGCAUUCAUGGUGCAGGCAGGGCAACGGCGGAGCUUGCAAGUCACAUUAGCUCCUCGACCUGGAGUAACUUCGCAACAGGAGCCACUUCACCCAUCUCAGUGAUGGAGUGACUGGAGACGAGGUGCUCACGAGUUAAUAAUGAUUGCCUUGUUUUUUCAGGCCGUCUCUAAUUGGUUUAUAUUUAAACUACUACUUGUACAUUACUUUGUCUUGUGAGAGGUAUAUGUUCAUGUAUCUGUUAUCACACAGCCCGGCCUUGAGCUGCUUCAAAAAUUUGUGUUAAGAGCUA